Pygocentrus nattereri (red-bellied piranha) is the source of this 3999-nucleotide messenger RNA. RefSeq names its product ankyrin repeat and LEM domain containing 1 (gene ankle1). The record is from RefSeq and is a predicted model, not a curated record. The coding region runs from base 221 to 3832 and encodes 1203 amino acids. Lineage: Eukaryota; Metazoa; Chordata; Actinopteri; Characiformes; Serrasalmidae. Gene Ontology annotation, molecular function: protein binding; endonuclease activity. The transcript is spliced from 9 exons.
UCAACGGAGGGAAAUUUAAGCUGGAAAGUCGUGCGCACGUCUCCGUUUCUCCGCGCAAACAACGGACCGGCGCUUUACAGACGCGCUUAGACGCAGAAAGACACGGGAGCUCGGCUCAAGGCUCUCCGAAAUCCCGCUCAUGCGUUUAAUCUGCGCGGACUGGCUGCUAAAGCUAACAGAGCAAUCAGGUCAGCACGUAAUCCGGAGAUAGACACAGAUAAUGCCCCCGAAACGGAGCCGCUCGGACCCUCAGGCCUCUCACCUGUACAGAGCGGUGAACGACGCGGACGCCAGGACUGUGGAGUCUCUGCUGCAGCAGGGCGCGGACCCUAACCUGGUUCUGCCAGAAGGUAUGGCUGCUGUGCAUCUGGCUGCAGGUAAAGAGUCGGAGAAGGGGCUUCGCUGCCUCAAACUCAUCCUGCAGUACGGCGCUGACCCAAACCUCAGGUCUAGUGAGGGUCUGACUCCGUUACACAUUUCUGCAUCAUGGGGAUGUUAUCAGAACCUCAAAUUACUCCUGAAGAACGGUGGGAACCCCAGCCUGAAAGACCAGGAUGGAAACAAGCCUGCGGAUUUGGCGGAGCUGGAAGAGAACAGUAAAUGUGCGAGCAUACUGCAGGAGUACGAGUCUCAGGCACCGCAAGUGGAAUAUGAGGAUUUACCCAAAUUCCAGUACUCGAUCUACUCCAGCCACUCUAUGAGGGACAGCAGCAUCGGCCUAUUGUCCAUGCUGAGUGAUUUCGGAGACGAUCCGCUGAGCAGCACUCGGCAGUCAAGUCUUUUCAGGAUGUCUGGGGUAAAUGGGCAGCCCUAUCGGGUUAGAGGAGCUCAUGAAUCCUGGCUUUCUGAUGUUUCUGGACUUCAUCCACGUGAGAGUGGAGCGUUUGAUAGAACAGGAGACUGUGGAGAUGUUCCACCAAUUCUGUCCAGCACUCGUUUGUCUGUUAUAGACUUUAAGAGGAGUCCAGAGGGCGCGCCACUGUACAAAACCGAAGACUGCAGCCCAGAUUUAAAACGUUCAUUCCAGCUCCUUCAGCCAAGCCGAAAGAGCGUAUCCUUUAGGGACUCUAAUGAGUAUUUCCCAGCACCACGUUCUCCAUUCCAGAGUCCUGGGAAACAAAAUGAUGACUACAGUGAUAUGACGAUAGAUUUCUCCCAAUAUCCAGACUUCUUGGAUUCGGAACGUAUGGCCACCGUGUUGCAAAACCAAGGCAUUGAUGUGACCAGUCCAGACGAGGUGUUUGUGUUUUGCAGAGGUGGCAGCUUGCUGGAAGAUGAUUUUGACAAGACUGUAGUGGGACCAGGUUUACUGUUGGAACCUACUGCUGUUGCUGAUGAUUAUGAUGAAGAUGAUGGUGUGUUUGCUAACAAUGUUAAUGAGCUAGAAGGCGAAGCUCAUGGUCCUGUUUUUAGCAGCAGUGGAUCUAGUAAGUACAGCAGUUGUGAUAGUGACCCAUAUAAGAGUGCAAUUGAAGGUCAAUUGCAUUCUGAAGAUAAGUUCUCACCUUUGAAGAAAGAACUCAAUAGAAAUCCAGCUCCAACUGAAUUUAGUACCCAAUCCACUGGAUUGGCCAAAGGUUCUGACACAUCUGAGAGGGAAAACCUCAACUUGGUUGAAGAAAGAGGCACUAAACAAUCAAUGGAGGACAAGCAUCAAGGGCAUAACAGCAUCCUGGAGAUUAUAGACAGGCUUGGUGAAACCCCAAGCCCUUUUGUAACGGGCAGAACUCGCUCAAGACUCAGCCGCUGCUCACAGAAAUCAUUUAAUUUUUCUCCGUCUGUGCUUUGUACCUCUUCUCUUUUUGAGCAGACGUUGCCCACACCCAUCAGGAUGCGCCGCAACACGCCCAAAUCUCCAUAUGGUUCAGACGAAGCUCCAUCCAAACGUUCUUUUGAAGUAAACGAGUUAAGGGACAUUGAUAGCGGCAUGAGGAACCUUCUGGUUUCUUCAAGCCAAGGUUCAGUUGACCACCCCAGCCAAGCAGACACAUUAAUUGUCUCUGGAAGCAUGGCUGACACGCUUAUACUCCCUAGAGAUGACGACAGUGGCGUGAGGGACCUUCGGGGUGUGUCAAGUUCAGGUGAUCGGCCGAGUCAGGCAGACACGUUGAUCAUCUCUGGAAGUAUGGCCGACACCAUCAUAAUCCCUAGAGAUGUUGCUGAGGAAAGAUUAGAAGGAGCUGAUGGAAGGUUGGUGGAUAAUUUGGAAGGUUGUAGCAAAGGAACUUCUCUAGUGUUUGAAGAAGAAAAGGAAUUUUUACCUUCUGAUGCAUCCACAUCAACUGAAGGCACAGGAAGACCAAGAUAUGCUUUGAUGCAAAUGCAAACAUCUCACAGAAUAGACUCUCAAGAUGAACCUUCUCCAUCUUCUCCAUCUCAGACAAGCAUAGAGUCAGGUUCUAGCUCCAGUUUUGAUUGGCCCAAGCCUCAGAAGACUAGCAGUAAUUUGGUGGAAAGAUCUUGCAAGGGAGCUUCUCCACCAAUUGAGGAAUUUUUAACCUCAGAUCUGUCCACCUCAAGUGAAGGUACAGGAAGGUUAAAAGGUUCCACAAUGCAAGCGUCUAACAAGAGCUUAAGAGAAAACAAGGGUGAAAUAGACUCUCAAGAAGAGUUCUCUCCAUCUCAGACUACUUUAGAGUCAGGUUCUAGCUCCAGUUUGGAUUCCUCCAAGCCUCAGAGAAACAGAGGUGAAGGAUCUUCUUCUGGUUGCACGCCCAGAUACAGCAUGAGCCGACUCUACAGCCACUGCAAACCUCAAACACUGGCUAACCUUUCUUACACACCCGGCGGACGUCCGAUGAUCACCGACACGGACGAGCCCGUGGAGUAUCUCUAUACCGACACUGAAGAAGGCCAUGAACUGAUAGAAAUUCAUGUUCCUCCAACAACUAAUACCUCGCUGAGCUCCAGCAUCCUCACCUCCACCAGCGACGACACGGUGCUCUAUGACUGGCGCUCUCUUCAGAACACAGCUGGAAGUCCACAGAAGGGAAAAGAGAACCAGCGCCCCAGCGCAGAGGACGCUCCUGAAACCCAAAGGCUGACGGACCGCGAGCUCAGACGCAGGCUGGUGGAGCUCGGAGAACGUCCCGGGCCCAUUACUUCCCAAACUCGCCCAUUGUACGUCCAGAAAUUAAGAUCGCUUCAGAAUACAGCGGCCACCCAGCAGCCAGCUCAGGAUGGUUCCUCUGCAUUCACUGGUUACAGUGCAGAGCUGAAUAAAGUCCUCCAUACGUUCGAUCUGCCCGACUGCAAGGUGGACGAGUUUGCGCUGUGUGAGCAGUUUGACCAGCCGGAUCAGAAUAAGAGGUGGCGUGAGGGCAUCAUAAAGUCCAGCUUCAACUACCUGCUUCUGGAUCCCAGAGUGACGAAGAAUCUUCCGUACCGAAGUCAGUCCAUGACGCCUCAGGAGUGUUUCCAGACUUUCAUCGGUGCGAUCUUUUACGUUGGAAAAGGAAAGCGCUCCAGGCCGUACAGCCACCUUUACGAAGCCCUGGAAUAUUUCAGAGGAGACAAAACCUCCAAGAAACUCUGCUCGAAGGUGCAGCACAUCCUGCAGGUGUGGAAUUGUGGUCAAGGUGUCAUUUCCCUCCACUGCUUCCAGAAUGUCAUCCCAGUGGAGGCCUACACACGCGAGGCCUGCAUGGUGGAUGCGAUCGGCCUGAAGAUGCUGACCAAUCAGAAGCGAGGUGACUAUUAUGGCGUGGUGUCCACCUGGACUGCGAAGAGGAAGAGGGAGCUGGGGGUCCACCUGCUGUACCGAGCCAUGCAGAUAUUCCUGGCCGAGGGGGAGAGACAACUGAGACCAGCCGACAUCAGACUGGGCCAGUAACCUUCGGCCCAGUCUAGUGGUGAUGGACUGAGGUGCCAGUUUAUUGGAGACACUCUCAUUGGCCAUUUUACCGGAAACACCAGCAAUACAGGUGCUUUCUGUGUGCUUACAGUUACAGACUGUAGUCCAGGACCCUCAUGGACCCUCACAGAGCAGGUACUAUUUGG